AAUGCCAAAAUAUAAAGUUUCAGUUAUAUCACUUGGUGAAAUUAUUCAAAAUUUAUAUUCUAGGCUAUAUUCUAAAAAUUGGUGGAUUUCUUGCUCAACUAAUAAUAAUGCAACAUAUACAGUUCUUUAUCUAAUUCAUCUUGAUAUGAAAACUAGAACUACAAUAAAUCAACAUGAUUUUAUAAUUACAGUAGUUCAGGAUAGUUUUGAAUUUGGAUAUUUAUAUCAAUAUGAAGCUCUACAAAGUAAUAUAUGUAAAAGUUCAUUAGUGGCAGCUACCUCUAAAUUUAAUGAUAAAGAAGCAAUUAUUAAAAUAUACUACACAUUUCAAAAAAUGUAUGAUUUUCAUAAUACUGACCUUAAUACUGUUUGGAAUAAAAUUGGUAUAUUAACACAGUAUACAGGAAGCCUACUUUUUGGGCUUGAACAUGAGCAGACAAAGUUAGCAAUCAAUAAAGAGCAAACACUUUUAUCUCUAUUACAAGAUAUAGGCUGUACUGAUAUAACAACUUUUGAAAAAGAGUCUACAAUUUUACAUAUAAUUAGUCAUUAUGUUCAUUUAGGGUUUGAUAUUACAGAAGAAUCAGAUAUUGAGUUAGCAAUUGAAGAAAUUCAUAAAACAUCAGUAGCUUAUUUAGAGCCAAAACAAAAUAAAGGUAACAAGAGUAAUAUAUGA
Messenger RNA from Cetraspora pellucida, 676 nucleotides. The record is from the annotation of a GenBank genome assembly. Lineage: Eukaryota; Fungi; Glomeromycota; Glomeromycetes; Diversisporales; Gigasporaceae.